Messenger RNA from Indicator indicator, 1709 nucleotides. RefSeq names its product ketosamine-3-kinase-like. The record is from RefSeq and is a predicted model, not a curated record. The transcript has 6 exons. Lineage: Eukaryota; Metazoa; Chordata; Aves; Piciformes; Indicatoridae. The coding region runs from base 1 to 930 and encodes 309 amino acids.
AUGGAGGACGCGCUGAAGCGGGAGUUGGGCACUGCGGUGCUCCGACCGACGGGGCAUUCGGGGGGUGGCUGCAUCAGCCAGGGCCAGAGCUACGACACGGACCAUGGCCGGGUGUACGUGAAGAGCAACUCCAAGGCGGAGGCCAGAAGGAUGUUUGAGGGAGAAAUGGCAAGUUUGGAAGCCAUCUUGAAAACACAGACAAUAAAAGUGCCUAAACCCAUCAAAGUUAUAGACCUGCCUGGGGGUGGUACUCUGUUUGCAAUGGAACACUUGGAAAUGAGGGGCUUAAACAGACAUUCAGCAAAGCUCGGAACACAACUGGCUGAUCUCCACCUUCAUAACCAGCAACUUGGAGAGAAGCUGAAAAAAGAAGAGAGCACAAUUGGUAAAGGUCAAGGGCAAAUGGAAGUCCAGUUUGUGGAUCAAUUUGGCUUUCAUACAGUUACCUGCUGUGGCUAUCUCCCACAGGUGAAUGACUGGCAAAACGACUGGGUGACUUUCUUUGCCAAGCAAAGAAUCCAGCCCCAGAUGGACAUGAUCGAGAAGAAUUCAGGAGACAGAGAAGCAAGAGAGCUUUGGGCACAGCUUCAGCUGAAGAUACCCAGCUUGUUCUGUGACGUAGAAAUUGUUCCUGCUCUCCUGCAUGGAGAUCUCUGGGGAGGAAAUGUGGCUGAGGAUGAUUCGGGACCAAUUAUCUUCGAUCCAGCUUCUUUCUACGGCCAUUCAGAGUAUGAGCUUGCAAUAGCUGGGAUGUUUGGUGGCUUCAGCAAUUCUUUUUACUCUGCUUAUCACAGUAAAAUUCCCAAAACUGCAGGGUUUGAGAAACGCCUAAAGCUUUAUCAGCUUUUUCACUACAUGAACCAUUGGAACCAUUUUGGUACAGGGUACAGAGGGUCUUCUCUAAACAUUAUGAGAAACCUUCUAAAGUGAAUUCCUGCUGAGGCAGAAUACUUGCUGUGUUGCUUGGAAAACCCCAGACUUGGCAGUGCAACUACAGUAGUAGUAAUGUUUAAAAAAGCUACUAGACCCUUGACCUUGUUGCACAGCUAAAGACCUAGAAUCAGUGAGUCUUGGUGAAUGCCAGGUGUAACUUAGUCAUCCCUGGGAAUAAUUUUAUGAGUGAAAUAUCAAAGGAAGGAGUUUGUUCAAUUGCACAAAAGAUCUGUCAGUGUCAAGAAAGCACUGAAUACUUUGAGAUAAUGCAAACCAAGCACUCAAGUACAAAUGAUUUGGGAGAAAUUCUGUCUUAGGGACCACUUGUGCUUCAGAGUAGAGAAAUACCAGAUGUUUUUUUUUGCAUCCUAAUGGAAAACUCUAGAGAAAUGUUUAUUAAAUGGAAAAUCACAUUUUUUUAGUUACUGUGGAGAUGGCUAAAAAAGUUGCUCCUUGCUUUUUUGCUGUUUCUCCCCCCUCCCCAACUUUCUGAUAGAUUGCUCAGACUCUUUGAGCUCCUCAUGUCAAGUUACAUGCAUGAGAACAAUAUUAACAAAAUAUUUAGAAAGUCAACCAGAAAAUUCUGGAAUAGGAGCUGUGAAAAAUAAUUUGGACUUGCUAUUGAUUAUGAUGAAGUGAUUCUAUUGGAUGGAGAGUGCUUCCUGUUCUGUUACAAAGCUGUGUGAAAAUACUCAUAAUUUUUUCUGGCAUGUGCAUUUUGGUGCCUGGUGGCAUUUUUAGGCUGCUUUGUGCUUGCCAGUCAGCAGGCUCUUAAC